CAAUCGUGGAGGCCGCGUGGGUCAGUAGUGCGUCACUUCCGGUCCCGAGUGGGUGUUGUGGAGGGCGUUCGUGAGACCGAGUGGGUGCUCGGGCCGUGCUGUUACAGGAACACAGUAUAUAGGAUUGUUACCAAGCAAACAUGCUGGUUGCACGGCUCGUGUGCCUGAGGACACUGCCAUGCCAGGCUAUCCGCCCCACCAUCGCUCAGGCUUCCCCAGCUCUGAGGAACUCUGGUAUAAAAGCAUUUCGUCUGUGGCAGCCUAACCAGUGUUAUGCCACCAGAGUAAGAACGGGCGUAAGGCGUGGGAAAAUUGGCCAGGAAAUUAAAGAAGCAGCAUUUGAGCCAUCUACAGAAACUGCUCUUAAAGUUGAUCGCCUGGGAAAACUUGUUGUUGCUGGAGGGGCUGCGGUUGGCCUGGGGGCGCUCUGUUACUAUGGCAUGGGCAUGUCCAGUGAGAUCGGAGCUAUUGAAAGAGCAGCUAUUUGGCCCCAGUAUGUGAAGGACAGAAUUCGCUCUACCUACAUGUACUUUGCGGGAAGCAUUGGCUUGACAGCACUGUCAGCUGUAGCAGUAAGCAGAUCUCCUGCACUCAUGGGCCUUAUGACAAAAGGCUCCUGGCUGGCAAUCGGUGCAACUUUUGCUGCUAUGAUCGGUGCUGGAAUGUUGGUCAGGUCCAUAUCCUAUGAAAACAGUCCAGCAGCUAAACAUCUUGCUUGGAUGAUGCAUUCAGGUGUCAUGGGUGCAGUGGUGGCUCCUUUAGCUUUCUUGGGUGGUCCUUUGCUCAUCAGAGCUGCCUGGUAUACAGCUGGAAUUGUCGGAGGGCUCUCAACUGUGGCCAUGUGUGCUCCAAGUGAAAAAUUUCUGAACAUGGGAGGACCACUUGGAAUAGGCUUUGGCUUCGUUCUCGCCUCUUCGAUUGGAUCCAUGUUCUUGCCACCGACUUCUGCUCUUGGGGCUGGCUUGUAUUCAGUAGCUGUUUAUGGAGGAUUGGUACUCUUUGGCAUGUUUCUGCUCUAUGAUACGCAGCAUGUUAUCAAGCGUGCAGAGACUAUUCCAUAUUAUGGAGUAACAAAGUACGACCCGAUCAAUGCGUGCAUGGGCAUCUAUACAGACACACUGAACAUCUUCAUUCGUGUGGCCACCAUGCUUGCUGGUGGUGGAGGUGGAAGGAGAAAGUAAACCGAGACUCUUAGCAGCUGUCUGACAGCUCAGACUGUUAAAUUGUCUAUCUAGUGCAUAUAGUAAAUAAAAAUUCAUCGUUACCAGCAGUUUUGCUGCAGGUCAGAAGUUAAACGCAUUUCAGCCUGUUGUUUAAGUGCAAUGUGAUUCAGACUUAACAGUGUAUCAUCAAACACCUUCCAAUAGCGUGAACAACUUCAAAGCGUACAUAUUUGGGGAAAGUAAAUUAUUUAAAAUAUAUCUGAGUAAAAUUAUCUGAUUUUUUUUUUUAAUGGGCUUGGAAGCAGUUCAACUGUUGCUUUCCUUUUUAAUGGAACUGUGCAGAAAUAAUAGUCACUUGUAUAGACAUGUAUCUUAUAUGCAGACAAUGACAAGCUACUUCAGGAAAUACUGUUCACGUAUAACAGUUUUCAGUUAAGAUUGUGUAAAUAAUAUUUUCUUGAAGCAUUUAGAAGAACUGAGCGAAGUGCAUAUGACACUGAAUGUAGCAAAGGCUACUGCUGCCUGGGCAGAAACCUCAGAAAGAUUUAAGCAGUUGUCAGAAAUGCACUGGAUGGGAUGGCUGAUGUGACCAACAAUGUAAAGGAGACAAGAUGAGGAGCCUAUGUGACAUCUGCCCUUCGUGAAAAUGUCAUUCUCCGCCUGGAGCAUGUGAAGACACCUUGUCUGUUUCCCAGUACCUUAAUGUUGAAUGGAUGUAAUAACAGUUGGACUUUUUUGAUAGUAGAUCUAUCAAGUUGUUGGGUAAUUAUAGAGGUCUUUCUUGUAGUGACUAAUUUUUGGUAUUUUAAGUGAAGCACUGUUCUUCAGAAGAGCUCCCCACAUUUACUUGCUCUUAGAAGCUUGUACAAUUAGCACUGAAAGAAAGGGAAUUGAGAAUGGCCUGCUGUAAACCCAGGUAUCACAGGCAUGCUAUUGUUAGAUGCAUUGUUAGUCUCUCUUUAAUUCUUUUCCAGAUUGGUAUAUUUAGCUCAAUUGAAAGGAAAUGUUCCUGUCAGUAAAAUUGAUUUAACAUUAAGAAAUAUAUACAUGCAAAAGUACAUUGUGUUGUGCUGGAUUAAGGGGCAAGGGCACAAGGAAGUUUUGAGCUCACAGAAGUGACUUUACUUCAGUUUUUCUGGUAAAUUAUGCUGUGUUUAUGGGAGAAAUAAAAUUCUAGCCUCACAUGUU
This is a messenger RNA of Centrocercus urophasianus (Greater sage-grouse), 2351 nucleotides long. It is a transcript of the gene GHITM, whose product is annotated as growth hormone inducible transmembrane protein. Bases 141 to 1181 code for a protein of 346 amino acids. The transcript is spliced from 9 exons. Gene Ontology annotation, cellular component: mitochondrial inner membrane. The record is from RefSeq and is a predicted model, not a curated record. NCBI's taxonomy places the organism in Eukaryota, Metazoa, Chordata, Aves, Galliformes, Phasianidae.